AACACCCACACUGGAAGCAAUGGUCUAUCCUGUUCCUUCUUUCCACCUCCCUUCAAGUUGCAGGUUGGUUUGGUGUUGCUGAGGGAAAGUCCGAUUCCCGUUGGUACACAUUCCAUUUGUCUACCUGAUCGAAACUUGGCAAAAUGUCAACUCGCCUCUUCAGUUCGAAACUGAAAGUGUUUUCACGGGCCAAAGUCAAAGAGGAGAAGGCAUCUGUGUUCUUUCCCAAUUUCAGACAGACAGCAGGAGACUACACACUUACACAAGACAACAUAGAGGCCGGAACGUAGUUGUUUUUGCGCCGAUACUCCUGGAUCAUACAGAAUUUGCCACGCGUCCCAUUAUAAAUGGUGAUUUUCCUUGGAUCAGCUCGAACUUCGGUACGUAGGUGAACUGAGUCUGGAAAUGGUUUCAUACCAUACAAUAAGACUCUUUCCUGUCAUCUUCUGCAUCAUCCCAUCAUUUGCAGACAGUUUCUUGAAAUUAAGUUGUGAGUCUUCAGUGACAGGAACAUUUAAUGAAGACACUAAAAUACAGUGCACAGCAAAUUCAGAAAAGGAGUGGACAUUGACAGAGAUUGUACUUUAUAAAAUGGAAAAAGAUGGAAAUGUAGAAAUUUUUAACUUCAAAGAAGGUGCCAAUGAAGUACAAGGUCGGAUUAAAUUACUUCAUCCAGGAUCUCAAAACAUGUUACUGAUGAUCCAGAACACACAGGUGUCUGAUAGUGGGAAAUAUCAAUAUAAUUUGCUGACAUCAGUUAGUCACAAAAUUUCUCAAUUUGAAUUGAAGGUAAAAGCUCCAUACAACGUGACCAUGGUCUCAUCAUCAAGAAGAGGAAGUAUCAUUUGUGAAGCAAUUGGAUAUCCACAGGCUCAGAUGCACUGGUUCUUCAAUGGAACAAAGAACCUCACAUCCCAGGCUAACACUAGUAGUGAAGAAACACCACAGGGACUGUACAAAAUCACCAGUACUCUUCAACUCACAGCAGAAACAGAAGUGUCAGAAUGCGUUUAUACUUGCGCCAUAUGGAAUGUGGAAGACAGUGUAUAUGCAGACCAGGAAAAUAUUUCAAUCUGUCAUGAAAACCUUCCCUUUACUGACAAUAAUGGAGAGGAAAGGAAAAAUGUAGUUGUCUUUCUGAUUAUGGCACUGCUUUUUGUUGCAUUAGUAAUCGUUGCUGUUCUGCAAUUUAAGAGAAGAUCAUAUCCAAAAAUUAGAAGAGAAUCUCAAAAUCCAAUGAUUACAAUUGAUGAGAUGACUGAUGUCUAAUAGUAGCUGUGGUGGCUAAUUCUUAUUUCUACCUGCAACAAGUCUACUGAUGGUGACAACUUUAAGAAAAUGUGAUAUGAAAUAUUAAUCACAUCUUAUCAUAUGUGAAUGAUGGAAGAUGAAUGUAAACCUCAUCAGUUAUUUCACAAACUGUCCCUUCCUGUAUUAUGAUCAGCUGGAAGCAGCAGUUUUGAAUGCAGUUCUCAUCCUGGAUAAUACACCUGAUGGAGCUGAACUCUUCACUAAUUUUUUUCUCUGUAAAGAAACAAUGCUUCACAUUAGUUGUCUGUGAACACCAUCGGUCAAACGCAGCACUGGUAUACAAAAGCUACAUGCUAAAGUACUUGGCUUUCAAUCUGGGCUGCCUUUUAUCAAGAAGAUGGCUAUUUGACAGCUGAUGCAAAUAUUGGAUCAAUUUCAGUGUGCUGAAAGAAAAUAUCUUCAGCUCCAUUUUUUUAAAUACAGAUGUAUAUAUAUAUUUAUGGUUUGAUCACAGAAAUGUAUUUGUAAACAUAUAUUUGUGAUUUGAUCACAGAAAUACUGUGAAUGGCUUUGACUGUUGAAUGCAUUUUUCAACUAGGUUAAGAGAAAUUGUAGCUGCAGGCAAUUAAUUUGGAAAACUGAGAUUUCAGUAUUUUCUGAAUUGUAAACACUGAUCAUUAUGUUUGUACACUGAUUACUUUAAAUCAAUCUAAUGUAGAACAGGUUGAUGUAUAUUGUUCUCCAACAUAUUGCAUUACUUUUGCCAACUAUUACUUGACAGAAGUGAAUAUAUGUACAGCUUUAGUCUAAAUCUGAUGUAGCUGAAUAACACAUAAAUACAUUUUGUAAAGUAUUAAUUGAUUAGUUUCAUGCUAACUGAAAAUAUUUUUAAAAUGUAGAUCUCAUGAAGUUUAAUAAUGAACAGGUGAAAUCUUAUCAGGCUGUAAUCAAUGUGGUGAAUUGAGUGCUAGGAUCAGGGAAGAUGGUCAUCUCUACAUCAAGAUCAUCUUGCCACAACCAUUUCCUUUAAGACAGACAAAGGCAGCAACCACAUGGCCAGAGAAAGAACCCAAUACUACCGUCAGACACAGCAGUGAAUUUGCACAGUUACUGCCUUUGCCGUUUGAGUUCAAGUAUCUCUGGACAUCAGAGUGCAUCUAGGAAACAUUGACAAAUCGCAGAAUUCACAGAUGACCUUGGAGGAACCUGUGUGGGAGAGCUCACAGCACAGGAACAGAUAAGUGCAUAGUUUUUAUGUGUAGCCUUGCUAUAAAUCUACCACAGUGAUUUUCUUGAUUAUAUGUUUUAUUGAGCUCUGUCUCUUGAUUAAAAUUUAAAAAUAUAAGCCACAAGUAUUAA
This is a messenger RNA of Hemiscyllium ocellatum (epaulette shark), 2610 nucleotides long. RefSeq names its product programmed cell death 1 ligand 2-like. The record is from RefSeq and is a predicted model, not a curated record. NCBI's taxonomy places the organism in Eukaryota, Metazoa, Chordata, Chondrichthyes, Orectolobiformes, Hemiscylliidae. Gene Ontology annotation, cellular component: external side of plasma membrane. Gene Ontology annotation, biological process: cellular response to lipopolysaccharide; negative regulation of T cell proliferation; positive regulation of T cell proliferation. The transcript is spliced from 7 exons. The coding region runs from base 406 to 1269 and encodes 287 amino acids.